ACUCACUCCCUCUCUCUCCCUCCACUGGUGGUCAAUUGGUCAUGCCGUCCCCUGUACAUACACUCUAGCACUUAGCAGUAGGUCCCACAGCACCAACAGCACCACCAGCAACAACAACAUGUGAGUCCCCCAGCUGAGCACCUCGCACCAGUCAGUCCCCCUCAAUUACCACCACAACUACCACGCCCACCACGACGACCACGACUCCUCCCCCCACCCCGCUCCUCCACCUAUACCUCCUCCUCCUCCUCCUCCUCCUCACCCUCCUCUUCCCCACAACCAUGCCCCCACCAACACCACCCCCCUUCGCCACGCCCACAUACUGGGACGCACGCUUCCGCGCCAACCCCACCUCCUUCGACUGGCUCCUCCCAGCCAGCAGCCUGGACGGGCCGCUCAUCGACGCGCUGAACGCCUCUCCCGCGCCCAGCCCGCGCGUCCUGCACGUCGGCUGCGGCACGAGCGUGCUGUCGCUGCAUUUGCGCGCCCAUGUCCAGGACCCGCGCCAGGUGCAUAAUGUGGAUUUUUCGCGCGUGUCGGUUGAGCUGGGGGCGAGGUGGGAGCGCGAGGUGUUUGAGGGGGAAGGGCUGGAGCGAGAGCGGGAGGAGGGUGCCGAGGCCGAGACUGAGGCUACUGGAGGGAAGACGCCCCCCCGCAUGCGCUGGAGCACGCUGGACCUGCUGUCCCUGCCCGCCGUGCUGGCGUUGCUCUCGCAAGCCCAAGCCCAAGCGCAAAACCCAUCCGCCUCUGCCGCAGGCGCAUACGACCUCAUCGUCGACAAAAGCACCUGCGACGCCAUCGCCUGCGGCGAAGACAUUCCCGUCGCGCUACCCUACCCCAUCCAGCCCACCAGCACUACACACACUCCACACACACCAGCACCACAGUCCCCCUCGCCCACGUCCUCGCUCUUCAACUCGCCCUCCGCGACCCCUGCCCCCAGCACACCCACAAACCCAAACCCCCGCACCCACCCCAUCCACCCCAUCCACCUCCUCGCCGUCCACCUCUCCCUCCUCACCCCCCCAAAAGCGCGGUGGAUCGCGCUCUCGUACUCGGCCUCGCGCUUCCCGUGGCUGGAGCCCCUGCCCACCAGCGCGGCGGAAGGACUGCUCAGCCCCGAGGUGCUGGGCGCAGGGUUCCCGGACCCGGGGCGCUUGUGGCGGUUGGUGGGGCGGGAGCGGGUUGUCGUUGACGAGGGAGGAGGAAAGGGGGGACAUGGCGGCGUGGUGCACCGCCCGGAGAUCGGGCACUGGCUGUAUGUUUUUGAGCGCACGGGGGAGGGGGUCGGCGUUGUUGGUGAGGGGGUUGUGAGGGGCGAUCUGUAGAGAUCUGUUGAGAGAUGUAUAAAGAAAGAGAGAGAGAGAGAGAGAGAGACUGUACAGCUGAG
Aplosporella prunicola CBS 121167 is the source of this 1390-nucleotide messenger RNA. RefSeq lists its product as uncharacterized. The transcript has a single exon. The record is from RefSeq and is a predicted model, not a curated record. Bases 282 to 1328 code for a protein of 348 amino acids. Lineage: Eukaryota; Fungi; Ascomycota; Dothideomycetes; Botryosphaeriales; Aplosporellaceae.